AACCGACAACACAAGCCAAGGGAAAAUCGAGCAACGAUGCGUCGGGAGGGACGGCAGCGCGGGUGGGUGCGCGCGUACGACCUCUGCCUCUGGCUGGAGCUCGAGCAGGAGCCGGAUGAGGACGGCAACUACCAGCCGCGCCGCCCGAUCUCGGCCCACACGGCCGUGCCGGGGACGGCGAUAGCCAACGGCGGCUUCGUCAGGGCGCCGCGGAGGCCCACCAACCACUCCAAGCCGUCCGGCAUGUACAAGCCCCCCGGCGGCAAGGGCGACGGCUCGUCGGCGUCGGGCAAGGGGAGGCACAAGUUCUGGCACGACGAGCUCAAGACGUACUACCUCGAGCUGGCGGACGCCGUCGAUGGCUAUGGCAUGGAUUAGUUGUACUUCUCGUGCAUGAUGGCACUCGCACGUACGAAGCGGCGUCGUGUUUGACAGAGCUAGCUAGUAGUGGAUGGAUGUGUAAAGCUGCGACUUUUAAUCUUCGUUGCUAAUUCCGUUAAUAAUUAUGAGACUUUAUCUUUUCACAGUACAGUAAUGAGAAUUUCUUGUUCAAGCGCAAA
Messenger RNA from Lolium perenne, 560 nucleotides. RefSeq lists its product as uncharacterized. NCBI's taxonomy places the organism in Eukaryota, Viridiplantae, Streptophyta, Magnoliopsida, Poales, Poaceae. The record is from RefSeq and is a predicted model, not a curated record.